AUGAUGGCGAACGCGAUCGCGUUUACGCAACCUGUUGAAAAGGUGUAUGAUAUUCUUCCCCCUCCUGUUUCGGAUUUGGAGCAGGUCCUUGCCGUUUUGUUCACUGGACCUACUCGUCCUGUGGAAUCAGAUUUUCAUCGCACUCCGUUGCUAGUGAGGCAUGUUGCUGUUUUCGCUGCACUUCAGUGGCUAAAGCUUAAUCAUGUUGAUUACAUUGAUGUUAGCAUUUCUUCCGAAAAUUUGAUGGCUUAUCCUGAGCAUGAGCCUCCUGUUACUGUUCUUCAUAGACCGAGUGAUGGGUGCACUCCUUCCGAAGCAAUGUCUGUUGAUGAGCUCGACAUCGAGCGAGGAUCUGAGUCGGGUCCAUGUCCAUUUGUCGUCCAUGGCCUGUCCGCUGCUGAUGUCGCUACUAUGUCUUAUAGUUCUCGAAUCGCCACCGCCCUUCGUUAUUUUCGCGACGGGGGUGGUGUGCUGGGAUAUGGCCAAAGCAACCGUCCUGAAAGUAUCUACCAUAAUCCAGAUUACGAUCGAUCCUCUACGGGCCGACGACCUCCGCGCCGCAUGUGCUCUUUUACAACGAUCCACCCAGUGCCCCGAAGGUACAUUCGCAUUACACAGUGA
Laetiporus sulphureus 93-53 is the source of this 621-nucleotide messenger RNA. RefSeq lists its product as uncharacterized. The record is from RefSeq and is a predicted model, not a curated record. The coding region runs from base 1 to 621 and encodes 206 amino acids. NCBI's taxonomy places the organism in Eukaryota, Fungi, Basidiomycota, Agaricomycetes, Polyporales, Laetiporaceae. The transcript has a single exon.